Molecule: messenger RNA, 504 nt
Organism: Achroia grisella
Lineage: Eukaryota; Metazoa; Arthropoda; Insecta; Lepidoptera; Pyralidae
Gene: mRpL42
Product: large ribosomal subunit protein mL42
Exons: 1
Coding region: 110-451 (113 amino acids)
Cellular component (GO): mitochondrial large ribosomal subunit
Source: RefSeq, a predicted model, not a curated record
CAUCAUUCGGUCAUUCCUUCAAUUUGUCAUUAUCAUGAACCUAAAUAACCUAAUAUUUUAUUGUAUUUGAAUUUUUUUAUGUAAAAAAUUAAAUUUUCAUAAUUGGUCAAUGGCGUGUUUAAAUCGCAAACUACUAAUUACGCCAAGGAAUAUAUUAUUUAGGUAUUUUAAUAAAAUCGUUAUUACUGAUGAUGGUUCCACCAUAGUUGCACUUCACACCGAACCAGAAUUUCCCUACGAACAUUCAAGACCACUACCUGAGGAAGUUAAAGAUGAAUCUAUAUUGAAACUGAAUGAUAUUAAUGAAGCAAGAAGAGUAUUUAAAGAUAUGACUCCAGAAAUGUCUAGGAAACAGUUGUCCACACUUACGAUGACUACUGAACAUCGAUGGUUUCCUAGAGCUCGUGAUAAGAAAGCGAAGAAUACAGAAAUGAAUAGGCCUUAUUUGUAAAUAAAUACCAAUAAUUAUGUUAAUGUAGUUGAGUAAUAAAAUGAAAUAUUAAU